GCCUAAGUCGCAAAUGUAAACAAACACUUUGGUGGGUCCGGUGGUACUGGUGAGUAUAGGACGCAAAGCAAAGCCAACCGCGGCAGCAGCCAGGACUCGGACGCGGAAACCUUCGUGAGCCAAACAGCAGCAGCGGAACGCCUUCGAAGGAUGGUGGUGCAGGAGUGGGACGAGGUCGAGUGCUCGAAAAGGACAAGGCCAGCUUCCUGCAGGAACUGCAAGCUGUUCCGGGACCGGAAUGGGAUGGAAGGUAAGAAUGUGGAUUCGCACCGGUUGUAUUCGGUGUUGGUGGCCCGGGAUUGGAGGUUGAAGGUCAAUUCCCGCGAGGACUGGGGCGAUAUUAUCGAGAAGAUGGCGCUGCCGCAGCGUUGCAUGAACAACGAGUUUGCGUUGAAGAAGAUUAACGUCUGGUUUUUGGACAAGUACGAGAAAGUUAAUUUUCACGGUGAGUUGACGGAUCCGACGAAGAGGAGGACGACUAGCGGCAUAAUCGGAGGUGGUCAGCGCAGAUGUUGCACGGUUGCAGGCGGUUUACAACACCGGUGAGUAUUGAGAAUGUGUGCAGUGGUUAGCCAACUUCACUUACUUCCAUCUCUUUUAGCAACUUCCCGCCCAGCCGAAUGAAUCUGGACAGUGAGCCAAAAAAAAAUCUAUGUCAUUCUCGAAGUAGGAUUACGUGCUCAAAACGAACUCCGUACCGAGGGCCUCAUCAACUCCAUGUUCCGGAUGCGCUUCCAGGAUCCAGAACUCCCCGUUCAGGCACUUUACUUUCCAGCCGGGAAACGUCGACCACCCUUCCCGAAUCAAUGGCCAACUCCUCCAAGACUGUCCUGAUUGAGGCCGGAAACGUGACCAUCGUGUUACACUGCUGUCGCGCGUUGAAGCCUCCAUCCGGAACCGUCCAGCCUGGGGUAUUCGGAAGUGACCGGUGGCGUACCGUAUGAAGCAGAAGCUAGUGAAGAAGCGUUAAAUACAAAAAAAGUGUUUUCCUAACAUACUAAUUAAUUUUUUUUAAUAAAUGUAAAAAAACCAAGCACUUUUUUCUGAAAUUAUCCCUGUAGUGCUAAAUGUUCAGUAUUCUU
Messenger RNA from Culex quinquefasciatus (southern house mosquito), 1082 nucleotides. RefSeq names its product AT-rich interactive domain-containing protein 2-like. The record is from RefSeq and is a predicted model, not a curated record. Gene Ontology annotation, cellular component: SWI/SNF superfamily-type complex. Gene Ontology annotation, molecular function: DNA binding. The transcript has 2 exons. NCBI's taxonomy places the organism in Eukaryota, Metazoa, Arthropoda, Insecta, Diptera, Culicidae. The coding region runs from base 151 to 546 and encodes 131 amino acids.